UAGCUGUUGUUUGUCAAAAUAUGCAAAAUGUUAUUUGCAUACAAUAAAAUGUAAAACUCUUUAUUUAGUUUCUGGAGUACGUCAGUGUUUUUACUGAAAAAUAAUCGUUAUAUAGUGUGGUAGAUGUGUUAGUCGAAAAAUGUUAUCCCGGUUUCAUCAUUACCAUGGUUCAAAUAUCAUUUUAUUUGAAGAAAAUACGGUGGCUUACCGCAAAACCAGUUUUGCGCAUGGCUUGACUUUCAGUGAAAAACCUUUGUUGCCUGGUGAAAUAUUCCUGGUUGAAAUUGAAAAGACAGAGCGUGGCUGGAGCGGUCAUAUGCGACUUGGUCUUACACUGCUCGAUCCACAGACGGCUGCUCUCGGCGACAAAGGUCUCCCGCAAUAUGCUCUCCCCGAUCUCGCCAAUACGGGUAUGUCAUGGAUUUUCCCAAUAUCAAAAUCCCAAAACAAUGUAAUUAGUACCUUCGAACUUGUUAAUCAGGGCACUAGUAGUCGUCGUGAUAACGAAACGAGACUAUCUAUACUUGGAGACGGACAUAGCGUGCGAACUCCUAGAGGAUAUAUUUCUAAAAUGAUACUUAGGCCACAAAACCUUACCCAAAAAGGUACACCUCAGGGUAUUUUGCCAAUGGACGCAGGAAGUCGAAUUGGCGUAAUGUUCGUCCCUUGCCCUAAAACUAGUAAGGAUGAACCAGAUUUAGCAGAAAUGCAUUUCAUAAUUAAUGGUGAAGAACAAGGCCCCUGCACAAAAACUAUACCUUAUACAAGUGGGCCACUUCAUGCAGUUGUUGAUGUUUAUGGAACUACAAAACAAGUGAAGAUAAUACAACUCUAUGGAGUGAAAACUCUCCAAAAUGUGUGUCGAGAUGCUAUUCUCCAGUAUGUGAAAAAUGGUUCAGUAAAAUCCCUACCCUUGCCACAGUGUUUGAAAGAUUAUUUACUUUCAUAGGAUUUUUAAAUAAGGAACAUUAUAUUGUGAUGACAAUAAGGCUGUUUAAAAGUUUUAUAUUCCAUUGGAACAAGUAUUUAAGUGUUUUUAAAUAUUAAAAAGAAUUGAAUCAACUUAAUUUAUGAUUGCUUAUUUGAAUUCAAUUUUUUCAUAAAAUGAAUUAUAAAGUCAUUGGUUUAUAAAUAAAUAACAUAAUUUUAUUAGGAUCAUCAAAU
This is a messenger RNA of Vanessa atalanta (red admiral), 1164 nucleotides long. Its product is annotated as neuralized-like protein 2. The coding region runs from base 140 to 949 and encodes 269 amino acids. Gene Ontology annotation, molecular function: ubiquitin protein ligase activity. NCBI's taxonomy places the organism in Eukaryota, Metazoa, Arthropoda, Insecta, Lepidoptera, Nymphalidae. The transcript is spliced from 2 exons. The record is from RefSeq and is a predicted model, not a curated record. Gene Ontology annotation, biological process: intracellular signal transduction.